Molecule: messenger RNA, 1688 nt
Organism: Argiope bruennichi
Lineage: Eukaryota; Metazoa; Arthropoda; Arachnida; Araneae; Araneidae
Gene: Ipk1
Product: inositol-pentakisphosphate 2-kinase-like
Exons: 14
Coding region: 161-1333 (390 amino acids)
Biological process (GO): inositol phosphate biosynthetic process
Cellular component (GO): nucleus
Molecular function (GO): ATP binding; inositol-1,3,4,5,6-pentakisphosphate 2-kinase activity
Source: RefSeq, a predicted model, not a curated record
UUGUAUUGGAAUAAAAAUAACUGGGCAAUUGCUAAAAGAUAACACACAACAGCAAAAGAUUGCAGAAGAAAAAGUAAUACGCUUAGAAAAACAAGAUGCUGCAUCAAAACAAACAACAUGCAUUGAUGAGCAGCGUCAAAAGUGUGAAAAUCAAAUUUCUAUGGUUAAAAAUGUUAUGAAACCAUUAUUAGGUGAAAAUCUAGUCAAUUGUCCUGUUCUUGUAUUUAUACAUAAGGAUGAAAUUAAAACAAUCAAUAGUCUCUUCAGUGUACAAAGACCGAAGUCUCGAUUGCACAAAAUCGUGAAUGAAGAAAAUACUUAUGUUCUGAUGUUGCCUGAUUAUUGCACAUUGCCACCAGAUUUGAAAAUGUUCUCCUCUUUUGGCCCUGUUAUAAGUGUGGAAAUAAAACCUAAACAGGGUUUUCUAUCCAAGGAGUUGUUCUUGCCAUCAGAUUGUUCAUCCAGUUCUCUCCUCAUGUGUCGGUUUUGUAUGAUGCAGCACUUUAAGUUGAGAAGAAAAGUGAUAAGUUCAAAAAGUACAUAUUGUCCAACAGACUUAUUUAGCGGAUGUCCAGCCAGAAUGCAGCAUGCUUUAAAGAUACUUCUUCAAACACCUCGAAAUAACCUUAGAAUAUUUAAAGAUCAAGAACUUGUGUAUUCAGAGGAGAAAAGAAAUGAUUUAGAAGAUGUGCUAUUUGAUUUCUUUGGUGAUAUUUCUGCCAGUUACUGUGAUGUCUUUUGCAACCUAGUCAUUGACAUAUUGUUGAAGCCUCUUCCUGGAAAAAUGAAUGAAAAUGUUAAACUUUUCCAAAAAAACCAUUUACAGAAGUGCAGAAAUGCAUAUCCUGGCUGUACUGAAAAUGAUUUUUGCCAUGACUUGCCAAUUGGUUGUGUUUUGUAUCGAAUUCUUUGUCUUCAAAUGCUGGAUAAUCUUCAUAUAAAAAAUUUAUAUCAUGCAUACCUUGAAAUGCAAAAAAUUAAAAACAAGUCCCCGGAUUAUAUUGGUUGUUAUUCCAUAUCUGAAACCCCACCCCACCUAGGUGAAAUUUGCCAAGCAAAAGGAGAAACAGACAUUGAAUAUGCGUCUAGGAAGGUAUGGGAAUUUCUUGUAGCACUUAUUGCACAAGAUUGUUCUAUAAUGCUUGUCCUAAAAAAGUAUUCUGGAAACAACACUGCCAUCCCUAGUCAUAAUGUGGUUCAUGAUAAAGAUGGAAAUUCCUAUCUUUUCUCAAUUGCAAUUGCUGAUUUGGAUGCAAAAUCAUUGAGUAAAGUGGAAAAACGCUACAAAGAAACACCUCUGAUUUUGCAAUCAUGCUUAAGUCAAUCUGUGUAAUGAAUACUUCAUUAAAGUUAGCUGUUAAAAGAUGUUCCUAUUUUCUGACUGGAUUACUUGGUUUUGAAGAAAACCAUUCUUACUAGUAAGCACAGUAUUCUUUAAGAAAGUUGUCAUUAUUUUGGAAAAUGAAUGGCUUUGUUCAAAGGUUUUAAACCAUGUUUGUUAGUUCACAAUGUUGAGACCAUUUUGUCUAUAAUAAUUCAAACUAAACAUGGCUGCACAAAAGUACAUUUUAUUUCUACAACUUAUACAUGUUAUAAUGAUAAUUUAGCUUAAAUAUUUUUGAGGAUGUUGGAAAACCAUUUUUUAAUUUACUCAUUAUUACUCUAUUUUUUUUUAAAAUUUCUGAUAU